Messenger RNA from Symbiodinium pilosum, 538 nucleotides. The record is from the annotation of a GenBank genome assembly. Lineage: Eukaryota; Dinophyceae; Suessiales; Symbiodiniaceae.
GCAUCUACUACGGAGGCUACACCGGGCCAUUUGUCACCGCAAACAUCUUCCUGGUGAUUUGCUUGGUGGUGAUGACUUCCAGCUGGUCCGAAAACUAUGGACAAACUGCCAAGGAAGCAGCAAUGGAGCAGAACAAAGAGCGCGGCUUCAUGGGUGCUGUAAACUUGGUGCUGGCUCAACCGCUGAUCUUUUUGUGUGGCAUCGUGUGCUCUCUGUUCGAGUCCUCCAUGUUCAUCUUUGUCUUCAAUUGGACGCCGGUGCUGAUGAAGCCUGGCGAGCCGGAUCCACCCUUUGGCCACAUCUUUGCGGGCUUCAUGAUCAUGUGCAUGCUAGGCAGCCGCCUUUUCUCCCUUGCGAUCCACUACAUACCGAACGAGCGGAUUGGAAUGUACACUCUUUGCCUGGCAGCACUUUGCCAUGCAAGCAUCCUCGUGGUAAACUCUGAGGCAGUACAUCUGACGGCGUUUUUCGUCUUCGAGAUGUGCGUUGGCCUGUACUUCCCCAUGAUGGGCACCAUGAAGGGCCAGAUCGUUCCAGA